GUUGGUAUCCCCGACGUUUGGAUGAAGCUUUUUCGACGAGCCAUUUGUGUGUAGUGAUUGGAGUUAUAGAAUACAAUAGACUUAAAACUUAUUAGUUUGUAAAGGUAAUUGAUUUGUUCCCUUGGUCUGCAAGUUCCAACAUAUUGAUUGAAGAUUGCAGGCUAACUCUGAACAUGGUAGGCACAAGGGUAUAUGUCGGAGGACUUCCAUAUGGUGUCAGGCAGAAGGACCUCGAACGAUUUUUCAAAGGUUAUGGUCGAAUUCGUGAAAUUCUCCUCAAGAAUGGCUAUGGAUUUUGUGAAUUUGAUGAUUACCGUGAUGCUGAUGAUGCUGUGUACGAAUUGAAUGGAAAGGAAUUACUUGGAGAAAGAGUCUCUGUAGAGAAAGCGCGUGGUACACCGCGCGGGAGUGACAUGUGGCGAGAUUGGAGUAGAAGUCGAGGCCCUCCCCCGCGAAGGCGGAGCCGCGAUCGGGCCAAGGAUAUGGAUGUCUAUUAUCAUGACAGGUAUGGACCACCAACAAGAACUGAGUAUCGCUUGAUUGUGGAAAAUCUUUCUAGCAGAAUAAGCUGGCAGGAUCUGAAGGAUUUUAUGAGACAGGCUGGAGAAGUUACAUACGCUGAUGCUCACAAACAGCGUCGAAAUGAAGGGGUGGUAGAGUUUGCGUCAUAUUCUGACAUGAGGAAUGCACUUCAAAAGUUAGAUGACACAGAACUUAAUGGCCGUCGUAUCCGUCUAAUUGAAGAUACACAUUCGAGUAGAGGCAGACGGUCCCGUUCGUCUAGUUCGCGGUCUAGGUCUCCUUCUCGCUCCAGAUCACGUCGUCGCAGCAGGACUCGUUCUAGAUCCAGGAGCCGUGGUAGUCGUUCAAGGAGUCAUUCUAAAUCGAAGUCUGUUGGUCGUUACAAAUCGCCAUCUCGUUCAAAGUCAAGAUCACGAUCAAAAUCAAAGUCCCGGUCAAAGUCAAGAUCACGCUCAAAAUCGGAGGAGCGGUUUGAUGUAAAGGCAAAAUCGCGGUCACCUUCAAGCUCGGGGUCUCGUUCAGAGACUAGACAGAGAUCCAAAUCAAGAUCUUUAUCAAGACCAGAGAUGGAGGAGAUGGAUGGUGAGUCUGGUGAGAAAUCUCCUUCAAGAUCACCCAGCAGGGAUGGGAGCAAAUCGCCUAAGUCCACCCGUGGGUCUGAAUCCCCCAAGAGAAGUGGUUCAGAGUCACCUGAUGAAAAAGCCGAUGAUGAGUAAGAGUUCAUUGCUGGUGUUCUCUUGUGGAGGAUGACAGUGCAGAUAGAGACUGUAAAUUUAUAUUCAGUAUUGGAUAUUGAAAAUCUGAAUAUUCCAGAAAAAAUUCCGCCUGUGAAAAUAAAGUUCCAGUGAGUGUUGUGCAAGUACACACAGGGGAAGGUAAUUAAAACAAAAAUGACUUUAGGUAACCCUGGCGUGAGUGCUGUACACAAAAGGGUACAAAAUGUUGUGGUGUUUCUUGUGUAGUAUGUGAGCUCUGAACUGUUUCAAAGUUUGGCGUUCAGAAUUUCCCACUGCAAGUAAAUAUUCAUCAUGCAAGAGUGAAAAGUGUUUUUACACAUCUAAUUAAGUGGUUUGUAAAAAUGACUUUUAAAAACCAGGAUAGCCAGAAACAAUUCCUUUCGUGUAAGCCCGAUCUUAAUGCUAAAAGAGAGAGAGAGAGAGAGAGAGAAUUUUAAAAUAGAUUGUAUACUGCUUGGUCCUUUGCCCUGUUAUGUGUGAGCCCAAAAUAACUAAUUCUAGAAGCAUUCAACAUUAAAACAUUUACCUACUUUCUAAGUACAGGAAAAAAUGUGCUGCAAGAAUAGCACUAUACAGGGUGUUUCAAAAUGAACAUACUGAUUUUAAGGCGUUGUAGCAUUUAUUACGUUCAACUUACAGUUGUGAAUAAUACACAAAAUGAAAGAGCAACUCCCAAACAGUUUUGUUUGUACACCUGUGCGCAAUGGGAAGAGUAUGGAAUGACAGAGUGACUGAAAAACGUGUUGAACGAGUGCGAGACUUUCACACUUAGCCCCAAGCAAUAUCACUGCGGAAAGUUUAUGGGUGGCGAAUCAACUGUAACUGAUGUUUCUUAUCUUGAUGUGCUACAGCUAUGACCCGUGCCUCAAUGGGAAGAAGCAGAACAACACAUCUUUGUUUGGGAGCAAGAUGGUGCGCCGCCUCACUGGUAUAACUCAGUAUGCGACUGAUUAAACAAUGUUUUAUCAGACUGGUGGACUGGGUGAAAGAGGCCAGUUGACACAGCAUUUUUAUGCAUGACCUUCAUGUUCACACACGUGUUCACGAGUAUGUACCUCCGAUACCAGCUGGUCUAUCCGAUGUUAGACACAGUGUUAUCGCGACACUUACUCCUGACACAUUGACCAAGGUAUCUGAACAACUUGCCUAUCGACUCGAUAUGUGAUUGGUGCUCACACUGAGUAAUUGUAAGAAAAACUUUUUGUGUUUCUCUUUCAUUUGGUGUAUUAUUUAUAAUUGUAAGGUGAACGUAAUACGUGCUACAAAGCCUUAAAACCUGUAUAUUCAUUUUGAAACACCCUGUACUAUUAGAAUUGGUUUGCUGGACACUUCAUAGUGUUAAAAUAUUUCCCAGUGCUGAAAUACUGCUACAGAGUAUGCUACCUUUAUAAUUGCCAUGAGACAGAUAUUAGGUCGUAAACAGUUUUUUUAUAGGGUUAAAGUACCUCGUUCACUUUGCCAUUGAUAUUGCAGCAAGUCAAGUGGUAGGGGUUAUCCACCAUCCAAUUGUAGUUCUUUCUCGAGUGCCCCAUGCUCGCUAUACUUGAAAAAAUAGAACACAAUUUAACCUCUGUACCUGUGGCCUCAUUUCUGUUUUCUGGCAUAUUCUUCUCAUGGCCAACUGGUGAAUGUUAGAAUGUAGUUUACUGUUCCAGAAAAUUGUAUAUAAUAAUGAAAUUUACACAUUGACUAGUGUAUUUGGCCACUGGAGUAUCUUGUAUACUAUGUGUGUGCUGCAAAACAAUUUGGUGUUGGUUAUCAUGAAGUUAGUCUUACAAUCCAAAGACAUCACUGUAUCAUAUUUCUAUGUUUGUUUGCUACCUUGAAUUUUAAAACUUACACUGAAUGUAGACAUUACAUGUUUUGAUGUAAGCAGUAUUACCACAGAAUGAAAGUUUUGAGCCCAAGCAUUUGUGCUUUAAGCUGUAGGAAAUUCAUUGUUCAAAGGUCCAAGCAUUAUAGAAAUGUCAAAUUCUUAGAAACAAGUUGUGCUGUGUGUGUUAUUUUUUGAAAAUGUCUGUAAUCAUACAAAAUCUGUGUGUGUAAUGUUAAUAGUUAACAUUUUCCAACAUCAACAUUAUGUUGAAUACUAAGACAGUGAUAGAGAUGACUGACUGUAGUCUGGUGUCUAAUUUUAAUUACUUAAUGAAAAUCAUGAAGUUCGAUUACAUAGUGUCUCAUACUGGUAUGCAAUUUGAUAUUUUAAAGUUAUGACUUAGACAGCUUCUUGAGUAAAUGUUGUUUGUACAGGCAAAGGUGAAUAAAAUUUUACAGCAGCAGCAGAACUCUUACAGUGUGGAAUUAAGAUACGUGUUUUUGGAAGUGACAAAACAAUGUAAAAGUGAGAAAUUUAGCCACUGGUAGCUACACAUAGUCCGGUGUUAGUUGACUUUGACACUAUGUGUUUGUGUGGACAGAUAGAGACUGCAUAGUUUUUCAGUCAAGAAGUUAAAGUUCUCCGAUGUUACAUGUGAAUGAAUCCCCUUACUGCAUUGUAAGUGUCAGACAUAAAAGUGCUAAAACGAAAGAUAGAGAUUGAUUGAAUGUGGUGAUAUAUUCUUGUAAAAAGUUUUUGUGUCUGAACUUUUGGACUUGAUUUCAUGAGACUGUGAUGUGACUGAUGUCAGGGUCAUUUGACUAUUGCAUAUGAAGAGAAUUAUGUUACAACAGAAGUGAGAAAUUAGUACUCAUAAACUUGAUCUCACUGCAGAAUUACAGGCCUGUACUUUAGUAUUGCAUUGUGAAGAUUGUUUAAAUUGGAUCCAAUGUAUUUCCAAAACAUUACUUUACAGUGAGUCAAGAUUGAAGUUUGUGGAAUAUUGCUGCUUAUGGAGUGCAGUGUGUAGAUUUAAAAUUGUGGAGUUACGCUGUAACUCUUAAGUUGUGAAAGAAGAAACCUGUCAGUGAAGUUUAACUGGUGUUAUAUACUCAUUUGUUUCCUGUAAGAAUAAUAAUAAUGGAAGUUGACUUUCCAGAUGUUUAAGUUAAAAAUUGAAAGAGAUCACUAAAUUUACAAUCAAAUUGAUUGUAUACUUAGAAUAGGAAACUGAUCAGUAAAUUAGAGCUUCAAUUGAGGUGUGAAAAUUUAGUGUAUUUUUGUGGAAUUGGUUGAAGACGUUGUUGGGAAGGUGACACCUUCUCCAAACCAUCUGCAGGGGUCUCAUUUAUUAGAAAAUUCAGAUAUUGCACCUAUUACAUGAAAGGAGCAACUUUAAAGAAAUGAAGGUGCAGUUUCUGCUAUUGCAUUUAAUGACUAGUGUAUCUUCCAUGUUACACAGUGUUGUAACAUUAGAUGUUUUGUAUCCUACAACUGUGAUGAGUGGUGGUGUUUGUUCAGAAAUCUGUUACUUUCAAAGAUCUGCUACCUGGUAUUAAAAAAAAAGGCAAGUUCCAACUACAAGGCCCUUGAUUGAUACAUUGUCUCUAGUAUAGCAGUCAUUCAUUUCAUCCCUCCUCCACACACCUAUUCCCCCACAUUCAUCCCCUCCUUUCAGUUCCUCCGUAAACCCUCCUCCCCACCCUCUCCAAUAUUCUGCCACACUCGUCCUCCAUUACACACUCAGCUUCCAUGUUAAGGCAGCAAGGCAGUAUUUUUCUGUUACAUUUAGGACAUAGUAGUGAUUAUAACAACUAAGAAACUGAGAUGACGUUUAUGCGAGGUUUUAACACAGUUGUAACAUUGCCACAGCUACAAUUAAUGCACUGAAUAACAAUAAUGGUCAUAACACAUGUUUGAUGUACAGAUUUAACUAAACUUUUCUUCAGGAUCUGGCCUUCCUUUGUCAAUAGUUAAUAGUUCAUUGUAGUCAAUCUGAAAUAUUUGCAUUUAAAUUUGAGGCAGUCUCCUAAGUUUAUGCCAUCCAAUGGGGACCAUUGUUUAACUUUAGGAGGCACACUGGCAUGAGCACAGUAGUUCAGUUGUGCCAUGGGCCUUCUUUCAUGUGAAAUCUUAGUCAGACCUAGGAUUUGGAUGUGUAACAACUCAGUAAAAUGUACCACAUAGUUCCGUAUUUAAAGCCAUACCUCCCUUUCAGUUUUAUGUUGUAUAAAUUUGCAGUCCAGUUCAGGCGACAAGGGAAAAUAUACAAAAAAAGCAAAUUCCAACUACAAACAAGGCCCUUGAUUGAUACAUUGUCUCUAGUAUAGCAUUAUAUAGCUCUGUAUAAAGUUAAAUAGCUCAAGACUGGGUGUAACCUAUUUCACAGCAAGAUUUAGUGCAGGACUCAGUUAUGCAAUGGAAGUUAACAAACAAUAAAGUCAGACUGGUACGUGAACCCUGACUCUUCCCUUUCGUGGGUAGUAGUCAUAGUGAGUCAGCUAUCCAAACAUGACCUAUGAUCCAACUGGAAAGUAUGAACUAGCAGUAGCUUUGUUUUACUUCCCAAAUUCUUUAGACAGUCUCUUGUAUGCCUUGCUCGGCUAGCACCUCUGGGAGAAAGGAACUGAGAGGCACUAUUAGAUCAUCGUUCCUGGAUGCAUUGAGUGUCAUCUGUUAAUAUCUCAGUAAGAGCAUUGCUCAUGAAAGCUGGGAGUCUGGGCUGAAGUUUGUCUAGAUCACAGUUCAAUGUUGGGAAGCCUUAUAACUGUAUAUAUUCAGCUGCAGAGUGAAAAUUAAUCCAGGAAAUUUCACAAUGUAUGUUAUAGAGUAAUAUUGACCUUUUUGUGAAAGCUGGAAAGUAACUACUGAACAGAAAAGCUCAGAAAUCCAAGAUGACUGGUACAUACCUAAAUUGAACAGAUAUGGGCAUCUACCAUAAUAUGUUAUAGACAGACGUGUGUUAUGACCAAUAUGCGUAAUGGCAAAUAGAAAAUGUUCCUCAUCCAUUAUCUCUCUUUGCCAGUUACUAAUUUACCCCAUUAAAACACCUUAAUUACCAGAAUGAGAUUUUCACUCUGCAGCGGAGUGAAAAUCUCAUUCUGGAAACAUCCGCCAGGCUGUGGCUAAGCCAUGUCUCCGCUAUAUCCUUUCUUUCAGGAGUGCUAGUUCUGCAAGGUUCGCAGGAGAGCUUCUGUAAAGUUUGGAAGGUAGGAGACGAGAUACUGGCAGAAGUAAAGCUGUGAGUACCGGGCGUGAGUCGUGCUUCGAUAGCUCAGAUGGUAGAGCACUUGCCCGCGAAAGGCAAAGGUCCCGAGUUCGAGUCUCGGUUGGGCACACAGUUUUAAUCUGCCAGGAAGUUUCACCUUAAUUACCAUUUAUCCCUGUACCUCUGCAUUAACUUAACAUGCAAUCCUUUGGGUUUCUGUCCGUGUUGCACAAUUACCAUUCAUGUGUUUGUUUUAAUGAGACUGUGAACUCGUGAGCAUUGUUGUACUUCGUAUUCACUUGAAAAUCCUUUAUUUUUUUUCUUAGAAAUCGUCUAUUAAUAUGAUUAAGCAGGUCUUGUCUGUACUGUCAAUACAGCAUCACUAAUUUGAUUUAAAAAAUUGAGCAGUUGUGCUGGAAAAGUUGGUAGUAAGUUACAAAUUUCCUUUGUUAUACAUCAUUUUAUGGCUGCAUUUCAUACAUUUACUCCUCUGCCAUAGAGUGAGGAUAGCUUAUUCUUCCCAAAUUUUCCAUGGAGGUGGGAAUUAAAUGAGAAACCUUUCAUAUGUCAAGUUACUUGCCAUAUCUCAAACUUAUAUUUGUUUGAGACAGACCUAUAAUUACUGUGAAUUAUAUUGUUUGUUGGGAUUAUUACUUUCAUGAAGACUGGUGUUUCUGACAAGAAGAAUUAAGUUAAUUGUGAAAGUGUUCCUGAUUUAGCAGUACUUUGUUGACUUUAUUUAUUGUUUCAAUUUAAGUUUUAAAUUUAAGAAAUUACAUAUGUCCCUGACUUAGGGUGGGCAUAAUUUAUUAUUGUCGGGAAUUUAUGAUGUCUGGAAGUAUCCAAAAAAUUAUGGAAUAAUCAUCACAUGUGGUCUUAUUCUGUCUUAAAAGUUUCACAAUACAUUAAAAAGGAUAUGCUUCUGAUAAUUUUGACAGAGUACAAUUCUUAAGAGAGGAUUUUCAGCUAUUACUGAUGAGUUUAUCUUAGAAAUGAAAAUUUAGUAAAAUCUGAAUUGAUGUCCGUUAAUGUGCUUGCUUCAUAAGGACAUAGCUUUUUGAAAACAUAAACUAUUAGAUUACUGUCCAAAUGAUGUGGUAAGAGUCUAUCUAAAUGAUGUGGUAAUAAUUUAGUCACUUCAGACACAAAUUAAUGUAACUAAUCGUUGAGAGCAAAAAUUGAAUGGUCAAGUGUUAAAAGCUUAAAGUAUAUUUAACUUGCUUGAUAUGGUACGUAUCUGAGCAGGUCGCGAUAAAGCUGAUACGAAGAAAAUUAUUGUGCUUUAGUAAGAAAGGAGCUACCAAAAUGGAUGUGUACCCUAAGUUGGGGAUUGCCUGUAAUUUCAUUAAGGUAAAAACUGUUGACCCAAAGUUUUAACUAGAGACUUAGAAGUAAUGAGGUAACAAUAGACUGUGAAUGUGCAGGGCACAGAAGUGAACAUGGCAUUGCAGUAAUGGUGAUAAGUGUGUGAUGUGUAGAUAUGUCUGUGUGAAAUUUUGUAACUGAAUUUGUGUAACUUUUACAUCUUUGAAUUCCUUUUUAAAGUUCUUAUUGUUAUAGAUGUUUCUUGUGUUAGAAAUGCUGCUGGUGUCUGAGCUGAGUGUGUCCAGAACAUUGUAGCAAGUGUCUCAAUAAAUUAUCGAUGGAAAAAUUAA
Messenger RNA from Schistocerca cancellata (South American locust), 7938 nucleotides. Its product is annotated as serine-arginine protein 55-like. The record is from RefSeq and is a predicted model, not a curated record. Bases 174 to 1238 code for a protein of 354 amino acids. Lineage: Eukaryota; Metazoa; Arthropoda; Insecta; Orthoptera; Acrididae. The transcript is spliced from 11 exons. Gene Ontology annotation, molecular function: mRNA binding. Gene Ontology annotation, cellular component: nucleus; cytoplasm; ribonucleoprotein complex. Gene Ontology annotation, biological process: mRNA splice site recognition; alternative mRNA splicing, via spliceosome.